CGUAACGGGCACUUCCUGUUUAUUUCGGUCGAAAUAUUGAAAUAAAUACACACGCUAAAAUUGAAAAUGCAGCGUGGUGGGGGUGAAGGUGCUUCGGGAUACUCAGGAGGCGCCCACCCCACGAGUGGAGGACACUCAUCAUAUCGCUACGAAGAUCUAGAAUUUCCCUUCUGUGAAGAUUCUGGCAAAUAUGAAAAACUCGCAAAGAUCGGCCAGGGAACUUUCGGGGAAGUAUUUAAGGCCAGAGACAGGAAAACAAAACGACUGGUUGCAAUGAAGAAAGUAUUGAUGGAAAAUGAAAAAGAAGGGUUCCCCAUCACUGCUUUGAGAGAGAUAAAAAUCCUCCAGUUGUUGAGACAUGAAAAUGUUGUGGAUCUUAUAGAGAUUUGCCGCACUAAAGCCUCUCAAUAUAACCGCUUUAAAAGCACGUUUUUCCUGAUCUUCGAGUUUUGUGAGCACGACUUGGCUGGACUGUUGAGCAAUGCCAAUGUGAAGUUUAAUCUUGGUGAGAUCAAGAAGGUUAUGCAACAGCUAUUGAACGGCCUGUACUUUAUACACAGCAAUAAGAUCCUGCAUCGAGACAUGAAGGCUGCCAACAUCCUCAUCACCAAACACGGUGUCCUCAAGCUAGCAGACUUCGGGCUGGCACGAGCCUUCAGUGUUCAGAAGGCGGGACAGCCUAAUAAAUACACUAAUCGAGUGGUGACGUUGUGGUACCGGCCGCCAGAGCUACUCCUAGGGGAGAGGAACUAUGGGCCACCCAUUGACAUGUGGGGUGGUGGGUGCAUAAUGGCAGAAAUGUGGACGCGGGCACCCAUUAUGCAGGGCAAGACCGAACAGAAUCAACUCCAGCUCAUCAGCCAGUUGUGUGGGUCAAUCACCAAGGAAGUAUGGCCCACCGUUGACAAAUUUGACCUCUUUGCACAACUUGAGCUUCCCCAAGGUCAAAAACGCAAGGUGAAGGAGAGGCUAAAGGCUUAUGUGAAAGAUCAGUAUGCACUUGACCUCUUAGAUAAACUUUUGACCCUUGACCCUUCAAAGCGAUUGGAUAGUGACAGUGCAUUGAACCAUGAUUUCUUUUGGACAGAUCCGAUGCCAAGCGACUUGUCUGAAAUGUUGUCCCAGCACAAGACGUCCAUGUUUGAGUUCCUGGCGCCACCUAGACGACCGGGUCAGCGGCCAAUGCCACAUGCACAGAAUCAAAACAUACAGCGACCAACACACAACCCUGACCUCCAUGUGGAGCGAGUGUACUAGUAUUAUAAAUAUGAUAGCUCUCUAUAAUUGUGUGUAUAUAAUACAGCAGACCCAUGUUGGCUUAUCAUUCAAAGCUUGCCUACGAAAUUGAACUGAAAAGUUGUAAAGGUUUCAUCUGAGAUAUUUUCAAACAGUUGAAUUCAAUCUUAACUGGAUUUUAGACUUAAAAAGUGUAUUUAUUGUAUUUAAAUGAUCGUUUAAACAUAAAGGAAAUAUUCUAAAAUCAUGAACGUCAACACACUCAGUUUUUCCAAGAAUGGGUUUUGUCAUAUUUGCUUAUUUCAGGAGUACAUUUUCAAUUCUUACUCCUAUUGUCUUAACAUAUUUUAACACGUCUGAUUUUUCAGUAAAAUAGAAGCAAAAUAUGUUGAGGUCUAGAUAUGUGUCACAGUGGAAUAUGAUAGACCAACAUAAUGACACAACAAAGAAAAUAUUCGAAACAAACACCGAUAUCUAAUACAAAAUACAUAUAUUAUACUCGAUGGAAUGCAAUAAUGCAACAUUGUCAAUAUAAAAUCUUGUCCUGACAAUAGCGUCUAAAGAGCAGUCUUUUAGACGAUUGUUUUAAGGCAGUUGUUUAUAUAUAAUUUGUGAGUUAUAAAAUAUUGUCCUACAUGUGUGAAAUGAUGUAAACAACAUCUUAAGUUUUAACAGAAAUUCUUGCCUUUUUUAAAUAUACAUAAAUUCACCUCAUUUUUCUUUUAAGAAUUUCUUAAGUUUUAUGUUGAUUUUAAAUGCAUAUAUAUGAAAACUAUUUUUAUCAGCAAAAUUUAAUCAAUGUGCGAUAUUUUAAACUUAUUUCAUACAUUCUUGUCAUCAACUCCAGAUGCAGGUUCAUCCUUUUAAGUUAAAGAUUUAAACAUGCAAACUUUUGUCUAUGUCAAACUAUCUAGGGCUAGUCGGGCCACUGGGUACAAUAUAAAUUGUACAUUAUUGUGUAUUGAUAUGUAAAAAGUGACUGGAUACCCAAAUAUGGGUACA
Molecule: messenger RNA, 2238 nt
Organism: Mizuhopecten yessoensis (Yesso scallop)
Lineage: Eukaryota; Metazoa; Mollusca; Bivalvia; Pectinida; Pectinidae
Product: cyclin-dependent kinase 9-like
Exons: 4
Coding region: 67-1257 (396 amino acids)
Biological process (GO): protein phosphorylation
Cellular component (GO): nucleus
Molecular function (GO): cyclin-dependent protein serine/threonine kinase activity; ATP binding
Source: RefSeq, a predicted model, not a curated record